This is a messenger RNA of Ficedula albicollis (Collared flycatcher), 1431 nucleotides long. It is a transcript of the gene RGS9BP, whose product is annotated as regulator of G-protein signaling 9 binding protein. The record is from RefSeq and is a predicted model, not a curated record. Gene Ontology annotation, cellular component: photoreceptor outer segment; neuron projection. The transcript has a single exon. NCBI's taxonomy places the organism in Eukaryota, Metazoa, Chordata, Aves, Passeriformes, Muscicapidae. The coding region runs from base 22 to 735 and encodes 237 amino acids. Gene Ontology annotation, biological process: detection of light stimulus involved in visual perception; G protein-coupled receptor signaling pathway.
GGCACGGCCCCCGCCGCCACCAUGGUGAAGGAGGAGUGCAAGGCGCUGCUGGACGCGCUCAACAAGGUGACCGCCUGCUACCGGCACAUGGUGCUGACCAUCGGCGGCACCUCGGACUCCCAGAACCUGCGGGAGGAGCUCAAGAAAACCCGGCAGAAAGCUCAGGAGCUGGCGGUGGCCAACAGGAACAAGCUCACCACGGUCCUGAAGGACAAAACCGUGAGUAAGGAAGAUAAAGCCGAGUUCGAGAGGCUAUGGGUGAUUUUCUCCACGUGCCUAGAGAUCCUGGAGAUCGACAUGAGGAGAGCCCUGGAGCUGGGCCACGAGUUCCCGCUGAACGUCCCCAAAAAACACCUGAUCCAGACGGGCAUGAGCGGGGGAACCUCCGGCGUGGCCGCCCGCGCCAUGAGCGUCCAGAACAUGAAAUACGAGGCUGAGCACAACAUAGACGUGGUGGAUUUGAAAGACCUCGAGAACGAGAUCAACCAGGUAGGAGAGAUGAUGUACGAGAUGGAGAUGAAGGUCAAUGUCCCCCAGUGGACAGUAGAGGCUAAGCAAGACCCAGGGGCUGAACUGAAAUCCACCAUCAGCGUGGGCGCUUCCUCUAUCGGCAUGAUCUCUGUGGAGGAAAAUAAAUCCUUCUGCGAUAUCAGCAAGGUUCUAGCUGGGAUUAUUUUCACUGCUGUGCUCAUUAUCGCUAUUGUCCUGGCAGUGUGUGUGGUAAAACUGUCUUAGGGUGGCACAAGCUCUGACACGAGCGACCCCUCUCCAGCCUUUCUCUGGAGUGUUUCAUGCCUCACCUUUACUUCCAAAGUGUGUCACUUGGAUGAGCUGAGAAUUUUAAACGAACACUUGAAAGAACAAAGCAGAACUUUUGCCUCUGGAUACCCUAAAAUGCACUAUUUGUUUCUUCAUGCUUUUUGAAGAAAAGGGAUGCAAAUCAGCCUGCAGAAUAGAAUGUCUUCGUUUACUGGACUUGUAACAGUUAAGCGAAGUAUCAGGGUAUUAUCACUACUGGCUGUAACAGGGAUUUGCCUGCUAUUAAUAGGUCACUAUUCUCAGAAGCCUGUGGUUUUCGUUCUUCACUAGGCUCUGGUGUUUGCUGCUGGUCACUGUUUACAGUAUUGGAGGGUAACAUAAAUUUGAUGGCUAACAUGGGUGUUUUGUGAAUAGAAUACUUCUUUUUUCCCGUGAAAUACAAAGAGUAUUUCUUGAGUGAAGGAAAGGAGUAAGGAUGAAAACCCCAAUAAAAGAAUGUAAUCAACCUCUAUUUUAAAUAAGUUAAUGUUAAUAUAAAUAAGUUGGGAGGGGGGGAAUGGAAUGAUGAUUGAUACCAAGUACUGUUUGUUGAUUUAGACUGGAUUGUACAGAACCCACUUGUAUGAAUUGGCACAGCAUAUGUGAAUGACUAAUCGCUUUCCAAAUCCAAAU